AUAUCUUUCCCAUGUCUACUAAUCAUCGUCAUAAUUUCUACUCUUAAUUCACAUUAAAAAAAAAUACAAAAAAUACAGAAUACUGUACCUUAUAUUGGUUUGGGAGUAGGGACGGAGGUAAUUGUGGCGGAAGUUGAUUAGUGAUUAAAAUACAAAAUUUACUUAGUUAUCACCGUCUUUUGAACUAACUAUGAGAUUGAUCUAACAGUCCAAAAUUGGAGAAGGAGAGACUUGUAGAAGGAGAGGAUACAGAUCCGUUUGGAUCGUGUCUCCUUGUUGGCAGUGUCAACGAGGACGAAGCUCCAACACCAACACCAACACCAACACAGAGUAGUAAUGGAAAACGCCGACGUUUUCUUAGGUUUACACGACUUCCUUGAGCGCAUGCGCCAACCCGCCGCCGCCGAUUUCGUCAAAGCAAUCAAAAGUUUCAUAGUUUCGUUUUCAAAUAAUGGUCCCGAUCCUGAUAGAGACAGUGCCGCCGUUCAAGACUUUCUUGCUAACAUGGAAGCUGCUUUCAAGGCUCAUCCACUUUGGUCCGGUUGCUCUGAGGAUGAACUCGAAAGUGCCGGUGAAGGUCUUGAGAAGUAUGUCAUGACGAAGUUGUUUGCCCGUGUAUUUGCUUCACUUCCAGAUGAUGUAAAACUUGAUGACCAACUUUCGGAGAAGAUGUCUUUGAUUCAACAGUUUAUUCGACCAGAAAAUUUGGACAUCAAGCCAGCAUUUCAGAACGAAACAUCAUGGUUGCUUGCACAGAAAGAAUUACAAAAGAUUAACAUGUACAAGGCACCCAGAGACAAACUUAUUUGUAUCCUAAACUGUUGCAAGGUUAUUGGCAACUUGCUGCUUAAUGCUUCCCUUGCUUCCAAAGAUAAUCCUCCCGGAGCUGAUGAAUUUCUUCCUGUGCUUAUUUAUGUUACGUUAAAGGCAAACCCUCCACAACUGCACUCAAAUCUACUGUACAUACAAAGGUUUAGACGGCAAUCUCGUUUGGUUGGGGAAGCAUCAUAUUAUUUUACAAAUAUGCUUUCUGCCGAAUCCUUCAUCUCAAACAUUGAUGCAAAAGCCAUUUCGAUAGAUGAAACUGAGUUUGAGAGAAACAUGGAAUUUGCUCGUGCUCUUCUUUCAGGGCUUUCAGUUGAUACGCAAGAUCCCAAUUCACCUUAUCAAAAUCAUGGACAGCAUCCAAGAGCAGACAAAAAUAAAACUUUGAAUGACAAUAAGGACCCUGCAUUACGAACUUCGUCAUCCGCUGCAAAAUUAGAAAGUAAGAAAGUGUCGUUUCAAGAUGAGUUAUCGAUCACAAAAGUUCCAUCCCUCUCAGAUUUGGAGAAUAAAGGGGCAAGUAUGAUCAUAAAAGAGGAUAAACUGAAUGAUGUUUUCAGGGAGUUUCCAUAUUUAUUUGCUAGUGUAGGUGAUCUAACAGUAGGUGAUGUCGAAGACCUGCUAAAUAAUUACAAACAAUUAGUUUUCAAGUAUGCGUCUCUUUCCAAAGGGUUAGGUGUCUCUUCUACAUCUCACCUUCCAUCCAAUCCUCAAAAUAAUGCUCAGCAGGACCAUGCUGAAACCCUUGCCAAAGGGCUAGGCGUCUUGGCUUCAUCUCAAAGUGAUGCUCAGAACCAUGAUGAAACCACGAUAGAUUCUUCAGACAGCGGACCUGUAGCUUCCAAUGACAAACCAGAAAAAUCUACGGACACAUCAGAUGAUAACUCUCCUAAGGAGAAAAAAAGUGAUUCAGGUUUGCCACAGGAUGAGGCAGUUGCAUCAGAGGGCGUUGCUCCCUCUUAACGGAUAGGAACUAGCUACAAUAGUUUUUUCCCCACCGUAUACCCCUCAUUUUCAUUUUCUUUCACUUGUGUAAAUUUAUUUUAUAUUUUACCUUGUGUGGUAAUUGACCUUUUGAAAGGGAUAGAAAUACCAAGACCACUAUGUCCUCUGUAACAUUAUUUUUUGCAUAGGUCUUAUAAUUGCUAUAAUAGAAAUAUUGCAUUUGGUUUUGCAAUGGCUGAAAAAGAUUUUGAAGAGGCAAAUCUAGUUUAAAUCAA
Molecule: messenger RNA, 2045 nt
Organism: Trifolium pratense (red clover)
Lineage: Eukaryota; Viridiplantae; Streptophyta; Magnoliopsida; Fabales; Fabaceae
Product: vacuolar protein sorting-associated protein 9A-like
Exons: 5
Coding region: 337-1788 (483 amino acids)
Biological process (GO): vesicle-mediated transport
Cellular component (GO): cytosol; endocytic vesicle
Molecular function (GO): small GTPase binding; guanyl-nucleotide exchange factor activity
Source: RefSeq, a predicted model, not a curated record